This is a messenger RNA of Hylaeus volcanicus, 1309 nucleotides long. RefSeq names its product tumor necrosis factor receptor superfamily member 4-like. The record is from RefSeq and is a predicted model, not a curated record. NCBI's taxonomy places the organism in Eukaryota, Metazoa, Arthropoda, Insecta, Hymenoptera, Colletidae. Gene Ontology annotation, molecular function: protein binding; tumor necrosis factor receptor activity. The coding region runs from base 391 to 921 and encodes 176 amino acids. The transcript is spliced from 2 exons. Gene Ontology annotation, biological process: inflammatory response.
CGAAGCAGGACCUCCGUUCCGUGGUUAUCCUCGUGACCGACACCGACUUGCUUCGCCGAAGUAACGACGAGACCGUUCGCCGAUCCGUUUCGUUAUUCGUUGGAAACCGAUCGAGAUCGCGCGCUAGUCGAUCUCGAGGAUCGAUCGACGGCGAAGAGCAGUGAGUCGUAUCGUCCGACGAUCGAGGGAAUCGCGCGGUCGGGUCGUGAACCGUGGAAAACGGAUUUUAAGCGGACUCUCUCGUAUCCUGGUCGGAUAUCGAGUAGAACCGAUUCGUUCAGUGAUCGAUGUGCACCACCGAGCCGAAGGAAUCGCGUGGGACGUAGAGCCGUAGUCGAUCGUUGCUUCCACGAGAUAUCGAGGAUAAGAAGAGGAAAGAGGACGAAGAAGAUGCUUCCUGGACGAGGAUUAAUCGUCGUCGUCUUUGGCGUCUGCUUGAUCGGCGCUCUUCUCCAGGUGAGCGAGGCCAGGCCCCGCAUCAGGCACCAGAAAGAUGGCACUCACUGCAGCAGAUGCGGUCCAGGCUGGGGUGUGGUGAAUCGCUGUAUCCGUGGCCGCGACACCGAGUGCGGAAAGUGUUCCGCGGGCACCUACAGCCCUCACCAUAGCACCCACCCCUGCUGGAUCUGUUCGAGAUGUGGUCCAGGACUCUACGAAGCGCACCCAUGCACCUCCAAGACCGACACUGUCUGCGACUCCUGUCACAGGCCGGCACCGGACAACCCAGACUACCACAGAAAGUGCAACGGAAGGACAAACCUCUUCCUCGCGCCGGAAGACGCUCAGGGAACCGGCGAGGAGAGCGUUUUGGUGAACGAACCCGAUGGCCAGGAGCAGUUAUUCGACGGUGAAGAGAUCCUCGAGGAGGACGCCGAGGCGGCGAUCGUCACCAAGGAGCUGAACUCCCUGGAAAGGCUCUAAACGAGACGAUUUUCCAUCCUGGUGGAAGGCAGGUCUAACCAGAGAGUUUAGAAUGUGUUUAGAUUCUUCAAAAGGCUGCGUAGGAUAUUUUUGGAAGGUACAUCCCGGACAGUGUGGGGAAUCGAAUCGGAGGAUUCGAAAUGCAGAGCGGAGAUGCAGAAUUCUUCAGGGAUUCGAUGGAAAUACUCGCGUCUCAGGUUCCAACGUAAGCAGAAUCAUCGUAGCUUGGAACGAUCCUGAAGUCUUUUAAAGCUUGCACUAAGUAUCUUUCGAAAUGAACACUCCUAAGUAGAAGACUUGAGAUCUUUUAUCAGUUUCCAAAAGUAUAUUCGAGAAAUGCAUUAGAACUGACGCUCGUCAAGAAAAUACCGAAAUCUUUUGGGAAUGG